UUCAGCUUUACAAUAAUUUCAGCUGAAAAACCACAUAGGCCACAAGUUGCCACUGAAGCAUCCUAGGACAAGAUUAAAACGAUUCAUUUAAGAUGAAAGGAAAAAACCUGGUUGCAUUGUUCCUAUGUAUAGCAAUGACAGGAGCUGCAGCCCAAACAAUGAAUGCAGCGCCGACUACAACUACAGCCCCGACUACAACUGCAGCCCCCACUACAACUGCAGCACCCACGACAACUGUAGCCCCAACUACAACUACAGCCCCUACAACAACUGUAGCCCCGACUACAACUGCAGCCCCCACCACAACAACUUCAGCCCCAACUACAACGACAGCCCCCACUACAACUGCACCCCCGACAACAACUUCAGCUCCCACAACAACUGCAGGCCCCACUACAACUGUAGCCCUGACUACAACGACAGCCCCAACUACAACUGUAGCCCUGACUACAACUGCAGCCCCCACUACAACAACUGCAGCCCCAACUACAACUGCAGCCCCGACUACAACUACAGCCCCCACUACAACUGCACCCCCGACAACAACUACAGCUCCCACAACAACUGCAGUGGCCACUACAACUGCAGCCCCCACUACAACAACUGCAGCCCCAACUACCACUGUAGCCCCCACUACAACUGCAGCCCCCACCACAACAACUUCAGCCCAAACUACAACGACAGCCCCCACUACAACUGCACCCCCGACAACAACUUCAGCUCCCACAACAACUGCAGGCCCCACUACAACUGUAGCCCUGACUACAACUACAGCCCCGACUACAACUGCAGCCUCCACUACAACAACUACAGCCCCUACUACAACUGUAGCCCCGACUACAACUACAGCCCCCACUACAACUGCACCCCCGACAACAACUUCAGCUCCCACAACAACUGCAGUCACCACUACAACUGCAGCCCCCACUACAACAACUGCAGCCCCAACUACAACUGUAGCCCCGACUACAACUACAGCCCCCACUACUACUGUAGCCCUGACUACAACUACAGCCCCGACAACAACUGCUGUCCCUACUACAACAACAACUGCAGGCCCCACUGCAACAACUGCAGCCUCCACUACAACUGUUGCCAUGACUACAACUGCAGCCCCAACUACAACAACUGCAGUCACUGCUACAACAAUUGCAGCCACUGCAACAACUGCUGCCCCCACUACAACUGUUGCCAUGACUACAACUGCAGCAUCAACAACAACUGCUGCCCCUACAGCAACAACUGCAGCCCCCACAGCAACAACAACUGCAGCCCCCGCUACAACAACUGCUGCCCCUGCUACAACCAGUUCAGCGCCUGCUACAACAACAACUGCAGCCUCAUCUUCAACUGCAGCCCCCACAGUAACAACUGCAGCUCCCGCUACAACGACUGCAGCCACAGCAACAACUGCAGCCCCCGCUACAACAACUGCAGCCACAGCAACAACUGCAGCCCCUGCUACAACAACAACUGCAGCACCAGCUACAACAACUGCAGCGCCAUCUUCGACUGCAGCCCCCACAGCAACAACUGCAGCCCCCGCUACAACAACUGCAGCCACUGCAACAACUGCUGCACCCGCUACAACAACCGCAGCCACUGGAACAACUGCAGCCCCCGCUACAACAACUGCAGCCACUGCAACAACUGCUGCACCCGCUACAACAACCGCAGCCACUGGAACAACUGCAGCCCCCGCUACAACAACUGCAGCCACAGCAACAACUCCAGCCCCCGCUACAACAACUGCAGCCACUGCAACAACUGCUGCACCCGCUACAACAACCGCAGCCACUGGAACAACUGCAGCCCCCGCUACAACAACUGCAGCCACAGCAACAACUCCAGCCCCCGCUACAACAACUGCAGCCACUGCAACAACUGCUGCACCCGCUACAACAACUGCAGCCACUGCAACAACUGCUGCACCCGCUACAACAACCGCAGCCACUGGAACAACUGCAGCCCCCGCUACAACAACUGCAGCCACAGCAACAACUGCAGCCCCUGCUACAACAACAACUGCAGCACCAGCUACAACAACUGCAGCGCCAUCUUCGACUGCAGCCCCCACAGCAACAACUGCAGCCCCCGCUACAACAACUGCAGCCACUGCAACAACUGCUGCACCCGCUACAACAACCGCAGCCACUGGAACAACUGCAGCCACAGCAACAACUCCAGCCCCCGCUACAACAACUGCAGCCACUGCAACAACUGCUGCACCCGCUACAACAACUGCAGCCACUGCAACAACUGCUGCACCCGCUACAACAACCGCAGCCACUGGAACAACUGCAGCCCCCGCUACAACAACUGCAGCCACAGCAACAACUCCAGCCCCCGCUACAACAACUGCAGCCACUGCAACAACUGCUGCACCCGCUACAACAACCGCAGCCACUGGAACAACUGCAGCCCCCGCUACAACAACUGCAGCCACAGCAACAACUGCAGCCCCUGCUACAACAACAACUGCAGCACCAGCUACAACAACUGCAGCGCCAUCUUCGACUGCAGCCCCCACAGCAACAACUGCAGCCCCCGCUACAACAACUGCAGCCACUGCAACAACUGCUGCACCCGCUACAACAACCGCAGCCACUGGAACAACUCCAGCCCCCGCUACAACAACUGCAGCCACUGCAACAACUGCUGCACCCGCUACAACAACUGCAGCCACUGCAACAACUGCUGCACCCGCUACAACAACCGCAGCCACUGGAACAACUGUUCUGCUUCCACGGUGACUCCUAACACCUGA
This is a messenger RNA of Conger conger (European conger), 2767 nucleotides long. RefSeq names its product probable cyclin-dependent serine/threonine-protein kinase DDB_G0292550. The transcript has 4 exons. Bases 125 to 2767 code for a protein of 880 amino acids. The record is from RefSeq and is a predicted model, not a curated record. Lineage: Eukaryota; Metazoa; Chordata; Actinopteri; Anguilliformes; Congridae.